GUUAAAAAAAUUUUGCGGCUCGCUGACGAAGUGGGCGGAAAUAUCGCCAAAGUUAAGUGUAUCAGAAAACGAUGGUAUAAUGACCAGAGAUGGGUUGAUAAGUCUACACCACCAGACGAUGCCCCCGCCUGGACCAUCUCUUCUUCUUAUCAUCCCGAAAAUAUAGAGAAAAGAUCAAUUGAAAUUGAAGCUGAAGAAAAUGAAGAAAACAAUAGUAAUUUUAAAUACUUAAACGAAAUUGCAUAUAGAGAAUGGGAACAAGAACAAGAUAUAGAUUCUAAUAGUAUGGAGGAUAUAGAAGAUGAAAUCCAAAUAAAUGUUGAAGAAGUAGAAGGAAGUAGUAAAUCUAAAAUUCCUUGGCUCGAAAGAGAAGAGAAUGAUUAUUGUCAAAUAGAGGCAGAAGCUCAUUAUGAAGCUCUGAUGAAAUUAUUAGACAAAGAAGAUUUCUUUUA
Molecule: messenger RNA, 452 nt
Organism: Ambispora leptoticha
Lineage: Eukaryota; Fungi; Glomeromycota; Glomeromycetes; Archaeosporales; Ambisporaceae
Source: the annotation of a GenBank genome assembly